This is a messenger RNA of Macrosteles quadrilineatus (aster leafhopper), 2109 nucleotides long. RefSeq lists its product as uncharacterized. The coding region runs from base 173 to 1396 and encodes 407 amino acids. The transcript has 2 exons. Gene Ontology annotation, biological process: regulation of transcription by RNA polymerase II. Gene Ontology annotation, cellular component: transcription regulator complex; nucleus. NCBI's taxonomy places the organism in Eukaryota, Metazoa, Arthropoda, Insecta, Hemiptera, Cicadellidae. The record is from RefSeq and is a predicted model, not a curated record.
UCGAACUGGACUAAGGCCAACGCAACUUCCUUUCAACAUCAGAAUUAGAAAACGUCAUUCUCAGUUCUGUAAAUGUAGAGUUCGCACUUCGCAGAGCCGGCGCGACGUUCAAGGUCCAAGUAGCCUAUAAUCGCUCCAUUUAACGCCCAGCCGAGAAAACUUUUACUAGUGGAUGCAAUUUCUAUAUUCCAUUUUCGCGAUGGAAACUGAAGUAGCACUUCAAGAGGUGAAGAAAAUCAUAAACAACACGAUAAACAUCGACGAACUCAUCGACCUGGUGAGAGACAGGCCUGUGAUUUGGGACAGAUCUGUGGAGGGGUAUCGCAACAAAGAAUUCUCUGGGUUCGCUUGGGAACAGAUUUGCAGAAGAAUAUUUAACACUUAUGAUGACUGGGGUCAGGAGCAGAAAAUUUAUGUUGAAAAAAUGGUGAAGCAGAAAUGGACAACUACUCGGGACGUGUGGCAGAGGAACUACAGGAAGCGGAAAGAUGCAAUGCAAACGGGAGAAAAUCUUGAGAUUAAAGAAAAUGCUCGUUAUGAAAAACUCAAGUUUCUGGCCAAAGUAUAUGAAAAAUAUGACAAUCUUCAAUCAACCAAUGACGAAAAGAUGGUAACGAUAAAUUUGGAGGAUAUGGAAAAUCCUCCCUCCCCACAAGCAGAUCCAGGUAGUGGAAAUAUUAAUUUUGACAACUUUCAGCAAGACCUCAUAAGAUGUUUCAACAAAAGAUCACCUAACAACUUCAACAUGCCUCCACAAAAGCGGAGACAUGAGAACGGCGGUGUCCCAAAUGUACAAUUCAUAAAUAAUGAACAGGGAACCAGUGCUCCAAGAACCACAGUGGUGAAUGUUGAAGACAGGAUGAAAGUGGAAAAUCUUCUCAAAGCCAGUAAGCGCAGAAUGUCUUCUAACGACCUUAUGAAACCUGAAAAGAUAAGUAGGACCCAAGCUCCACCUCAGGUACCAAGUAGUCCUCGAAGGGAGGAAAUAUCACACACACCUAAAAAACAGUCCAUAAAGAAUAACCCUGAAAAAAGUUCACAAAAAAAUCAAGAAUCAAAACCUCAUGUGCAGCCUUUAAAACAGGAAAACUUUUCAAACGCUAGUGUUUCUACUUCAAGAGCUUCAAACGAAAUUGAGCCUCCGAAUGUCAAAGUUGUCAACCUGGAACAAAUAAAUAUACCUGCUGACAGAGAAAAGUCUUCAAACACCGAGCUUGAGCACUUCAUUCAGAUUUUGAGACCUACUAUUAAAGACUUCAACGAUUCACAAAUGAUGAAGUUUUUGGUUGCUACUUUGAAGCCUCUAAUUGCAGGCUUUGAUAAGCGUCAAUUGCGGGAUUUUCAAAUUGAAACUCUGAAGUUAGUUGGACAGAUAGAGGGACAAACUGACAAAUAACCCUUGUUACGUGAUAUGCCAAGUAUGUUGGAGUCUACAAGUUGGUUAAUAGAAGAAAGAAACUCAGUUGAACUAUAUUUAGCUCCGAAGGCGGCUAGCGGCAACAUUUGAAAUGUCUGCCAGUAUUUUCACUUGUUUGAGGAUUGGCGUCUCCGAUGUCAACAAGAUCUUCAGUGUAAAGACCAAAAUUCAACAGUUCUUUGUUAAGCAACUUGUGUUCUUUACUUACCUAUGAUAAAUCAGCAGACAAAUUUUUACAUUCUAUUGUAAAUGAAGCGUGUCUGUAGGAUAUUGAUGCGUAAUAACAUGCAUUCCUUAUAUUUACUAGGGUAGACAUUAACUGCAACGAUUUAACUGUUUUAUCAAAAGAAUAUUUUCUUAUUCCAGAAACAUUACGUCAUACUACAGCAUAACAUGCGUUGCGGGUCUAAAGUAGCUCUUUUACUCCAUAGGGAGUAAAAAUCAGAUAUUUUACCUUAUGUACUGUUGUAAACUACUGAACAGCUGCUUAUUUGCAUUAAAAUUACAAAAAACAAGUUGUUUUGAGAGGCUAUCUUUACAUUAAAAUUAUUAUUGAUGUUUUCUAACUUAUAAAUAACUAGCUGUAACCCGCGGGCUUUGCCCCGUUUAACUUCUUAAUUUUCAAGAUUAUCUCGUUCGCAUGGCUCAAUCACGUCCUGGUUGAAGUUUGUUCGCUACGCUCACUCACCUUU